GUGACGUCGGCUCAUGGACGCUAGACUAUAAAAGUCCCGCGCGAAGAACAGCGAUUAGAACUCAUCACAACGCGAACGGUUCGACCACGAGCGCCUGGUUCCGAACUGGACGCUUGGACGCGCGCUAGCUUAACAUUGCUGCAAAGCGCAUUAACCAGGGGCGCCGGUCUUUAAGCUGCCGUACUCCGUGAAGCUCGAGUGCUAUACGUGCGUAAAACAAUGCCAAGACUACUGUCGGUGAUUUUAACUUGGGUUUCUAUUGUGAGCGUAUGUGCAAGCGCUGAGAGCGCGAGCAGAACCGCGCUACAGAGAGACUACGGCGUGAAACUCUGCGGCAGAGAGUUCAUCAGAGCAGUCAUCUUCACGUGCGGCGGCUCCCGGUGGAAGCGCUCUUUGGAUUUGGAUCUAGUCCACAGCGGGGAAACCGAUCCACUGCGCUCCUACCCAAGCCUCUCAGACAGACGAGCCUUCCCUUUCUCUUCCUCUCUGGGAAAACUGCUCCAGGACGCUGGAGGGGUGCGGGACACGUCCGAGGAAGCUCCGAGGGGGAGGCAGCGCUGGGGUGCUCCACGCACGCUGCUCCCUCCUCGACCACAAGCGGGCGAGCGUGUCACGACUCCAGACCAUAACCAGCCCAGUCCAGACAGAAGGAAGCGCAACUUUUCCCUAGGCUUGGCAGGGAUGUGCUGCACCCAGGGCUGCACCAAAAACGACAUUGGCCGGCUCUGCUGAGCACAUGGGGGCGGGGUCCAGGGACGUUCUACACCUGCCAGACUGAAAGACUGCACCGAUACUGCUGGGUGUCAAACAUAUGUUCCAAAUAGUUCAAUUUGUUUAAAAUAAAAUUGUGUUGUGAAGAAAUAAACAAAUACAUAACUAAUAAAAAUGUUAGUAUUAAAAAUAGCAAGUACCCUGAUGUAAUGCUUGACUUGAAUAAUGGUUGAAUAGUUUACACAUCCUAAUGCAGCUUACUUCACCAAUGAUGUUUACUGUUUUAUUUAUUCCCAGUCUCCCAGUGUCUUGAGGAAAACAUUUCUGGCUCUUAGUCCUGCAGGGCAGGUGUCCCAUAGUCUGACUGAGAGGGCUCACAAUUAUACCAGUACAUACAAAAAAAAAUAAACAAACUAAUUUUCAUGUAAUUACAUGCACACUAAAGACAAUAACUUGCUUAGAAUAACUCCAAAAAGAAGGGAAAAUGAAUUCCCCCAUUCCAAUCAGAGGUAACCACUUUUCCUUUAUUCUGUUUAUUGUUCGUUUUUUAAAAACAAAUGAUUAACAAAUACUUAAAAAAAUGGAAAUACUUAAAAGACUAAAGAUUAAACUUUCCAUGCCCACUCCUGCUGUACAACACACAAAUCACACACAACAGAA
Molecule: messenger RNA, 1371 nt
Organism: Electrophorus electricus (electric eel)
Lineage: Eukaryota; Metazoa; Chordata; Actinopteri; Gymnotiformes; Gymnotidae
Gene: rln1
Product: relaxin 1
Cellular component (GO): extracellular region
Molecular function (GO): hormone activity; G protein-coupled receptor binding
Source: RefSeq, a predicted model, not a curated record